This is a messenger RNA of Bombus terrestris (buff-tailed bumblebee), 3677 nucleotides long. RefSeq names its product 26S proteasome non-ATPase regulatory subunit 2-like. The transcript has 13 exons. Bases 66 to 2636 code for a protein of 856 amino acids. Gene Ontology annotation, molecular function: enzyme regulator activity. The record is from RefSeq and is a predicted model, not a curated record. Lineage: Eukaryota; Metazoa; Arthropoda; Insecta; Hymenoptera; Apidae. Gene Ontology annotation, biological process: regulation of protein catabolic process; proteasome-mediated ubiquitin-dependent protein catabolic process. Gene Ontology annotation, cellular component: proteasome complex; nucleus; proteasome regulatory particle, base subcomplex.
CAAACCUUCGGUGUCACAUCGAUCCCGAUUUUUAAUUAAAAUUCGAGGGAAAAGACGAAGAUGCGAUGUUGAUAUCCCUGAGUCAACUUCGAUUGUUGAUGCAAACCUCGACAACAUCGAUGACUUCCGUACCAAAACCUCUCAAGUAUUUGAAAAACUCGUACAAUGAUAUGAAGAACGCGCAUAAAAAGAUUCGAAGGAGGGACGUGAAACGGCAAUUCGCGGAAGUAUUGAGCGUAUUAUCGAUGGCUGGAGCCGCGCCUGGUUCCAAAGAAUGUCUGCGAUAUUGCACCGAUGGUGAAGUGACGAACCCUGGCGAGUGGGGUCACGAAUACGUCAGACAGCUCGAAGCUGAAAUUGUAGACGAGUGGACGAACGCUCCUGUAAAGGACGAGGAACGUAUCAGAACACAGCUUACUCCUUUGGUAAACGGUAUCAUAAAAUUCGACAUGAAGCACAACGCCGAAAUACCUGGAUGCGAUCUAUGUUUGGAGAUCGAUCAAUUGAACUUUUUAAACGAAAGUUUGGAUAAUACGAAUUUUGAGAGGGUUUGUCGAUAUCUGGAGAGUUGUGCGGUCUACAGCGAGGAUAUCGAAAGAAGACAAAUAUUGCAGACCGUGGUCGACCAUUAUCUACGAUUCCAAGAAUAUUGCAAAGCAAUGUUAGUAGCCCUUCAAUUGGCAGACUCGGAUCUUGUACACAAAUGUCUCACCACCUGCCCUGACGAUUUAAUGCGAAAACAAUUGUCAUUCAUACUCGUAAGACAAAGGGAGAAUCCAUUAAAGAAGGAUUACGAGGGAGGCGAUGCCAAGGAUAUCGAAGCUAUCUUAAGCAACAGUCACGUCAAUAAUCAUUACCAUUUGCUCGCGAGGGAACUCGACAUUCUGGAACCCAAACACCCGGAUGACAUUUAUAAAACCUGGCUAGAAACUAAUACCGUGAGACGAGCGGAAUACGACUCAGCCAGGGCCAACCUAGCAGCUACGUUCGUUUCCGGUUUCGUUCACGCUGGAUUCGGUCAGGACAAACUGAUGGCGAACACCGCCGAUUGCUGGGUUUAUAAAAAUAAGGAGCACGGAAUGCUCUCGGCAACCGCUUCUUUGGGACUGAUACACAUGUGGGACGUAGACGGUGGUCUGGUACCGAUCGACAAAUAUCUCUACACCAACGAUCACAACAUCAAAGCAGGCGCUUUACUCGCGAUAGGUUUGGUCAACUGUGGUGUUCGCAACGAAUGCGAUCCGGCGUUGGCGCUCCUCAGCGACUACGUGUAUUCCGAAAACGUUACACUGAGAAUCGGAGCAGUUUUAGGACUGGGUUUGGCCUACGCUGGCUCGCAGAGGUCCGAUGUUACGGAACUUUUAACCGGAGUAUUGGUAGACGAAGCAAGUACCAUGGAAAUUGUGUCUCUCGGAGCGAUCGCGAUAGGUUUGAUAAACGUUGGCUCUGCCGACGCUGAAGCCUCGUCGACACUUCUGCAGAGAUUGAUAGAGCUUACACCUCAAAAGCUGUCUAGUACCUACUCCAGAUUUCUACCGCUGGCGCUGGGUAUGAUCUACAUGGGUUGCCGCGACAUCAUAGACGCGCCUUCAGCUGCGCUUGAAGUCUUACCCGACCCUUACAAGCUUGCUGCACAAACUAUGCUGGAGGUGUGUGCAUAUGCCGGUACAGGAGACGUAUUGAUCGUUCAAGGACUAUUACGAAUUUGUUCGGAACCGGCGAACGGUGAAGGCGUUCCCGUCACCCCGGUUAACAGUCCUACGAGCUGCUGCUGCGAUCAGCGGUCUCGAAUCAUCGAAUUUUCUGAGAAGAGAACAAAAGAGAAAUUAGAAGAGAAGCAUGCAGAAUCAAACGAUAUUGGAUCGACGCAGGCCAUAGCUACGUUGGGUGUCGCUGCCGUUGGGUUAGGAGAGGGAAAAGAGGACUCGAGGAUCUUCGGGCAGAUAGGAAGAUACGGUCCCACAGCUGCGAGACGCGCAAUGCCACUCGCUCUAGGUUUAUCCUUUUUGUCAAAUCCAGACUUGUCAGUCUUGGAUGUACUGAACAAAUACAGCCACGACAACGAUUCUGACGUAGCUAACAAUGCGAUCUUUGCUCUCGGUCUUGUCGGUGCUGGGACGAAUAACGCGCGUCUCGCCACUAUGCUGAGGCAACUAGCCUGUUACCACGCGAAGAACCCCACGCACCUAUUCCUCGUUCGAAUUUCCCAAGGCUUGGUCCAUCUUGGCAAAGGUACGUUGUCUAUAUCUCCUUUGCGAUACGCUUCCAAGGUGUUGGACAAGGUCGCCUUAGCUGGAUUACUGGUAGUCCUGGUGGCGUUUCUCGAUUGUCAAAAUCUGAUCCUAUCGAAAUCACAUUAUUUGAUGUACUGUCUGGCGCUUGCAAUGGAACCUAGAUGGUUGGUUACCUUGGACGAAAAUUUGCAGAGUCUACCGGUGUCUGUGAGGGUUGGAAAAGCUGUAGACAUCGUGGGCAAAGCUGGCAAUCCCAAAUCCAUCUCUGGUGGAUACGUUCACACGACACCAACGUUGCUUUCCUCCGGAGAAAGAGCAGAACUUGCUCUAGACGAGUACGAGGCGUUGUCCAGCGUUUUGGAGGGCUUCGUUAUUCUUCGAGAGAAAUCGAACGUUUCUUAGAUUUUCCGCUGCAAUAAUAGAAGAUAGUGGAUAAUAAAAGAACACGGCAGAUUGCGAAAGGCAACGCUGGGACAAGUGAUUUAUUUAUUUCAUGAGAUAGUAAUAAGAAAUACGAUCGACAGAAGUGUAUUAUGUAAGGCGAAGAAAUUACUAGGAACCAAAGUGCGAACGACGAAUCGUUUAUAUGAUAUAUCGUAACGUAUAAUUUUCCAUGCUGUUUUUAAUAAAAAGUAGGAGUAAAAUUUUCGAGAAAAAAGAAUCGUUCGAAGAAAAUCUUGUACAAUAACGGAUCGAUACCACGCAUGUUUGUAACGCAUCACUUUGACAACGACGAGACGUGGAAAGUACGCAAGUGAUACGAGCAAAGGUUCGAUCGCGUCGUUGAAUGCAUCGAUAAGAAUGCGAAGAGACGCGUGAAUACUAGGUGUAGGUUUGCGUUCAUUUAAUUUGAGGGACUAGCGGAAGCAAUGUGCUCUAUACAACAGAAUAUACAUUGGUUCGCAUUGCACGGUAAUAUACGACACGGUGCACCAUGAUCUGACAGCGGUCACUAAAUUAAAAUAUAUCAUUAACGUAUGACUCUUGUUCGAUUAAAAACGAGCCGGAAAAACGCAAUAGGACGAAAAAACAUAAUGAAAUUAAUCAGAAGCGAGACGUAGGAAAGAAAACGAGAUGAAAAACGAUGCACGAUCGACGAAAGAAACGAAAGUAACCUCGAGUAACGAUCGAAAUUUGGCUUCUUUUGAUAAAAUAUUGCAAAUGAAAGAGGAAUAUUGCAGUUUAUUGGUUCUGAAAGUGUGUACAAAAGCGGGCAACUAGGAAACGAGAAACGAUAUCACGCGGAUAAGAGAACUCUCUGUUCCUGUCCCUUUUUUUCGUUUGCUCUGCUAAAUAUACACACAAAUGAUAUAUUCUUUCACGCAGAGUACAUGGUUACUUUUCCCCUUAAAUUUUUUGUUUUUUUUUUCUCUUCGUCCGGUGAGUUCGCAAAGUCGCAUUGCACAAGAUCAUGGAGCACGUUCCCAUCUUCUCGUAACGAAG